ACAAUUUUUUUUUACAUUUAUAUCCGAACAGUCUGUGUGUCAGAAGCCUUAUUCUAACGCUCCGCUCUUAUUUUGACAGUCAGAACCGGUAGUCGUCUCUGGUUGCCGGGUUCCCCCGUUCCUCCCUCCUGUCGGUACAGAGUGUCUCCGGUCGGUAGCCUACUUACGGUGUCCUGUCCUCCCGUUAACAUGCCUUUCCUUGAGCUGCGGACGAACUUACCUGCGGGCUCGUUCUCGGAGGAUUUCGUGAAGAAAUUCAGCGCGUGCGCCGCCGCCGCUUUGGGGAAACCUGAUGACAGGAUGAACGUGGUCGUGCAGCCCGGCUGUCCCAUGCUGAUCUCUGGCUCCUCCUCUCCGUGUGUGAUGCUGUCGGUGUCUGCCAUUGGUGUGACUGACACAGCUGACAAGAACAAGGAGCACAGCGCCAAGAUCUUUGAGUUCCUGACCAGAGAACUCGGCCUGACCGAGGACAGGAUCGUGAUCGUGUUCCACGCUCUGCAGCCUCACCAGGUCGGCAAGAAGGGGACGGUCAUGAGCUUCCUGUGAAGGACGGCGGCAUUCCAGACAUUGCCUUACACUCACAUUCCUACAGACAGACGAGAGGAAGAAGAAAUGAAUCAGUGUUCAUCACUUUAUGAAGUAAAUGAAUCUACAGAGCUCUUGUUUUCAGCACAGUUCACACAUGAUGUUAAUGAGAUCUAUUUUUAAUGAUUAAAGACCAGACUGAUUUAUUUUAACGCACUCUGAGUUUUACUCUCGUGUCCGUCUUUGAGUAUUAUUAAUGUAGCUGAAGUAUUUUACAUCAAUGACAUCUCUUUCAUUGAAACCUUUCCAGGUAAAGUGAAGAACAACAAGGUAAAAGAAAAAGUAAAAAGUCUUCAAUGUGUCAUCAAAUCAUUUAAUGUUAAAUACAUGUCAUGAAGGGAAAAUCUCCAAACGGCCUGUUUGAGCACACAUUUUCUGAAAAGUGGAGCAGGCAAAUGGAUGGAGAAGAUGAACUUUUCUCAUUACUGGGGGGUUUGUAGAUGAACUAGAAACACAUGUUAGUGUUAGAAAAACAAGGUUAAGUGUAUUUAGCAUAAUAUGUGACUCGUAUAAUACAGUAACAGAAACAUAAUUAAAGGUUGGAGAUAUGAAUGAAGCUCAGAUAGAUAUGACUUGUAUUAUACAAAUAAAAUA
Messenger RNA from Labrus mixtus (cuckoo wrasse), 1179 nucleotides. RefSeq names its product D-dopachrome tautomerase (gene ddt). Bases 190 to 546 code for a protein of 118 amino acids. The record is from RefSeq and is a predicted model, not a curated record. The transcript has 3 exons. Lineage: Eukaryota; Metazoa; Chordata; Actinopteri; Labriformes; Labridae. Gene Ontology annotation, molecular function: phenylpyruvate tautomerase activity.